Molecule: messenger RNA, 777 nt
Organism: Aspergillus brunneoviolaceus CBS 621.78
Lineage: Eukaryota; Fungi; Ascomycota; Eurotiomycetes; Eurotiales; Aspergillaceae
Exons: 1
Coding region: 1-777 (258 amino acids)
Source: RefSeq, a predicted model, not a curated record
AUGCCGUGUUACCUAUUCAUCAAAGUAGGUGCAUGGAUCGACGGAAAGAAAGAGACCUUCCACGAGAAGCGCGGGAACUUCCACCAGGCGCAGGGCGCCCGCCUGCGACUCUUCGCGUGGGAUCUGGCUGCCCGCAAAUUUGAAGAUCCAUUCGAACUGCAGCAGGGAGUCCAACUAUGGCGCAGCAUGAUAUCCCUGAUCCAGAACGACAACGACCUCAACUUCGAGAUCCAGCACGAGGCCGCUCUGCAGCACAAACACCAAGUCCUGGACGCGAUGCUCCGGCAUCUCGCCGACACUAGCGAUGUAGGGUCUGAACCCAUCUUCUCGGCCAUGUCGCAGAUGCAGGCGAUCGAGAACGAGCUGUGCACGGUCCACGAGCAGAUCUGGAAGCUCGAGCGGAAGGCGCACCGGAUCCUGCGCAAAUUCCCCGUCAGCUUUGGGCCAGUCAAACGUGCGGUGUGCGCCAACCGGGCCAGGCCGGACUGGCAUCUGACGGAAUUCCUGCGGGAGGACUGCGAGGGCCGCGGCGGGUGCUGCGGGCGCGGGUGCGGCUGUUGCGCCGGACCCCGCAGCGCGCACCGGGCGAAAUGGGGCCAUUGCACCGCCGCCUGUGUGUGUUGUGAGCGGGCCCGUGGCUUUGCGGUGGGCAAGCACGUUCGCUGGGAGCCCGUUCGUCUGCCGGCUCUGGAUGAUGCCGAGUGGAUCACGGGGGACAUGCUGCAGCUGUUGGUCGCCUACGCGUUUGGGCUCACGGUGGAGGAUGACUGGCUUUGA